Molecule: messenger RNA, 1208 nt
Organism: Oryza brachyantha (malo sina)
Lineage: Eukaryota; Viridiplantae; Streptophyta; Magnoliopsida; Poales; Poaceae
Product: ribosome-recycling factor, chloroplastic
Exons: 11
Coding region: 79-876 (265 amino acids)
Biological process (GO): plastid translation
Cellular component (GO): chloroplast
Molecular function (GO): ribosomal large subunit binding
Source: RefSeq, a predicted model, not a curated record
CUCUCCGCUCCGCUGCGCCACCCCGCGCGCUCCGCCACAGAAGCUGCGACGCCGCCUCCUCCCGCCGCGCGCGCGCACAUGCCGCCGCUCCACGCCGUCUCCCCCGCGGCGGCGGCCGCACCGCCGCGCGCGCACUCCGCCGCUCGCGUCCCGCAGCGCCCAGGUUGUGCCCCAGAGCGGCCAACCAUUUUGAGCUCCUCCACAAACUUCAUGAGUAUCCGUGCUGGACCGAUGCGCUUCUGUACCACACCUCUUGUUCUUCAAAACUCGGACAAGAGAGCAGUGCUGAGGCAUGCCACUAUCGAAGAAAUUGAGGCAGAAAAAUCUGUUAUUGAAGACCAAGCUAGAGAGAGGAUGGAGAAGGCGAUUGAAACAGUCCAAAAUAACUUCAAUACUGUAAGGACAGGACGAGCAAACCCAGCUAUGCUUGACAGGAUUGAGGUUGAGUACUAUGGAACUCCAGUGAGCUUGAAGAGCAUCGCUCAGAUAAACAAUCCAGAUGCAACUUCUCUUCUCAUCCAGCCAUAUGACAAAUCUUCCCUCAAGCUCAUCGAGAAAACAAUAGUUGCUGCUAAUCUGGGGGUUACACCAAGCAAUGAUGGAGAAGUGAUUCGAGUAACUGUCCCGCCAUUGACAUCUGAUCGCAGAAAGGAAUUGGCAAAAACUGUUGCUAAAUUAGCUGAAGAAGGCAAGGUUGCUAUAAGGAACAUAAGAAGAGAUGCAAUCAAAGCUUAUGAUAAGCUUGAGAAGGAAAAGAAACUUUCUGAAGAUAACGUGAAAGAUUUAUCGGCUGAUCUACAAAAAGUCACAGACGAGUACAUGAAAAAGAUCGAAGCUAUCCAAAAGCAGAAGGAACAGGAACUCAUGAAAAUUUAGGCCGCAGGUUAAUCUUCAAACCGGUGAGUACAUCUGCGAAGUGUAGAUGAAGUCGAAGAAAACAAGGUCCUCAGCUAACACGGUGAAUUGUGCGGUCACAUGUUUCUUGAACCUUUUCCGUCUUAUCGAUGGCCGGCACUUCGAGUCUCCCUGAAAGACUGAAACUGAGGAAUGGAUGCAAUUUCAGACAAAGUUGCGUGCCCCCUCAUUUACAUUUUUGUAAUUAGUAUGCUCCGUAUAAAUGUAGGCCUUGACCCAUCCUUGUGCUACCGAUAAUGCAUUGUCAAUAUUCCUCACGUGAAUCAAAAUGCUACAGUUGUGAAUUGUCGCCA